Molecule: messenger RNA, 1763 nt
Organism: Octodon degus (degu)
Lineage: Eukaryota; Metazoa; Chordata; Mammalia; Rodentia; Octodontidae
Gene: Eral1
Product: Era like 12S mitochondrial rRNA chaperone 1
Exons: 10
Coding region: 9-1322 (437 amino acids)
Biological process (GO): ribosomal small subunit assembly
Cellular component (GO): mitochondrial matrix
Molecular function (GO): GTP binding; rRNA binding; ribosomal small subunit binding
Source: RefSeq, a predicted model, not a curated record
CGGCUGUCAUGGCUGCUCCUAUCCGGCUUGGGGCUGGGCUUCUUCAGUCCGCGUUAAGGUCCUGGCAGACAGGCCCCCACGUUGCGAAGGAAUGGGAGAGCCCACUCCGUUCACUUUUAGGCUGUCAAAAUAGGUUCUUAUCCUGUGUGGUGGGCACCUGUGCCUCAUGUCCCCGCCUAGCUUCGGCCUCUCGCAGUUAUUGCCAGGGCUCAGCCCUGGACCGCUUCCUCGGGCUCCCUCAGACCAACAACUCACCGACCCCUGGCGUCCCUGCUGCGUCCAUGUACAGAGAUGAGCAAGACCUCCUAUUGGCCCGUCCCCCUGACAUGCCUGAGAAUCCCCGGAUCCUAAGGGUGGUGUUCCUAGGAGCUCCUAAUGCUGGGAAAUCAACACUCUCCAACCAGCUGCUGGGCCGGCAAGUGUUCCCUGUCUCCAAGAAGGUACACACCACCCGCCGCCAAGCUCUGGGGGUCAUCACAGAGAAGGAGACCCAGCUGAUUCUCCUUGACACACCUGGCAUCAUCAGUUCUGCUAAACAGAAACGGCACCAUCUGGAGCUCUCUUUGUUGGAGGACCCUUGGAAGAGCAUGGAAUCUGCUGAUCUUGUUGUAGUUCUUGUGGAUGUCUCAGACAAGUGGACUCGGAACCAGCUCAGCCCACAGGUGCUCCAGUGCUUGACCCAGUUCUCCCAGGUUCCCAGCAUUCUUGUCUUGAACAAGGUGGACUGCCUGAAGCGGAAGGCAGUUCUCCUGGAGCUCACAGCAGCCCUUACUGAAGGUGUUGUCAACGGCAAGCAGCUGAAUAUCAGACAGGCCUUCCGCUCAAACCCUGGCACCGUUUGCCCUAGCCCAGCAGCUAUAGACCCAGAGACACAGUCUGUAAGAAAACCUCAAAGGAUUGGCUGGCCCCACUUCCAGGAGAUCUUCAUGUUGUCAUCCCUAAGCCAGGAGGAUGUAAAGAUAUUAAAGCAAUACCUCCUGGCACAAGCCCAGCCGGGGCCCUGGGAGUUCCACAGUGAAGUUCUCACUAGCCAGACACCUGAAGAGAUCUGCACCAACAAAAUCCGAGAAAAGCUAUUGGAGUACUUACCUCAGGAGGUGCCCUAUAAUGUGCAACAGAAGACAGUAGUGUGGGAAGAAGGACCCAGUGGAGAGCUGGUAAUCCAACAGAACCUUCUGGUGCCCAAAGAAUCUUAUUUGAGGAUCCUGAUUGGUCAGAAGGGCCAGUUGAUCUCCCAGAUCGCAAAGGAGGUGAGUCACGAUCUCAUGGACAUCUUCCUCUGUGAUGUUCACAUCCACCUGGCUGUGAAGCUCCUCAAGUGACCACACUCUGCUUCCCCUCCUUGAACGUGCUGCUGGCAGAAGUCACCAAAACUUUCCCUGCCUAGUGGGCCUUCAGGGACUGGUAAAAGAAAUGGACACUAACUGGCUGCUGGCCGGCCGGCCUUGCUGAGUCUGUAUAGUCCCUGUCCAGCCUUAUCUCUUGUUGGAGGAAGGAACCUACUUAGUUCAAUUCCCAGGCAGUUCCUCUGUCUGAGGCCACAGCUAUGUAGAUCUCAGAAGGUGACCCCUCUUCCCUCAGCUGGCACUGGGCCCAGGGUCUUGCCUUAAUUUGUCAAAUUUGUCAGUUGUUAGCAGGGAGCUUUUUUUUUUUAACUUUAAAACCCUGUAGGAUCUCCCCAAGUGCAUUGGUACCACCCACCUCUUCCCCCAAGCCCUUGACCCCUCCCACCCUUAUAAGUCUUGGAUGUUAAUAAAGUUAAA